AUGUGGGCCGAGGCUGGGAAGCUGCAGCCCAGGCGGGGUUUUAGCUCAGCGAAUGACUUCCCAGGAAGGGACUCCUGUGAGAUCAUGCAAUCCGGCACCCCGGGCUGGGGGUGCACCAGAGGGACUCAGCUGUGGCCCCUGGCCUUCCUGGAAGAAGGCAGAGGAGGCCACCCACACUCCUGCACCCGCUAUGGCCACUGGGAGAGUGCGAAGUGCCCUUUUCCACUACACCCCGGAGUGCCCGAGGUCUCCCUGAUCAUCCCCAUCCCGCCUGGUUGGCCUGACCCCGGCUCCACCCUGAUUAGUUCCCGGGCCCUCUCCCAGGCUGUAGACAUCUCCGAGACCCACAGCCCCGGGUUCCCUUUGGCUCUGAGCUCCUGUCAGCUCACCCCAUGCACACCCCGCCUCACGGAGCCCAAACGUGGGCCUCGCCCUCCCUUGGUGGCCACGUACAAUCUCCCCCAACCCCCUGACCCAAGGAACUACUCAGUGGUGGUGACGCUGCCCGUGCUGCCUGUGGGGAACGAGCCCCUGGACAUGGCCCGGGUGACCAGCUACCUGGUGGAGGCGGCGCUGCUGCGGCCUCUCCGUGAGCUGAAUCAGGUCAACAUGCUGGCUGAGUACUACCGGCUCCGACACCGCCUGCUGGGGGGCCCCUUGGAGUACCAUGCCGUGGUGUCAGGGGCCCAGCAUGUGGUGACCUUCGACGGCCGGGUGUGGGGCCUCAGCGCCUGGUGUGGUGGCCUGCUGCUGGCCAAGGACUUCGCUCACAACACCUUCUCACUGACGCUGAGCCGGGCGGGCUCAGGGACCCCAUCCCUAGCUGUGGAGCUGAACCACAGGACCCUCGUGCUCUACCCCAGCCUGAAGACCUACAAGCUGUACAACUCUUCCUCGCAUGGCGACAGCUGUGCAGACCCUGACCUGCCUCCCGCCACAAGGAGGAGGGAUGUCGUCCCCAGGAUUGAGCUGACCAGUGAGGACGGUGUCUCCAUCUCCUGUGACGUCCAAGCUGGCCUCUGCAGCCUGACCCUGGGCCUCUGGCACCAUGGUGUUUCUGCCGGCCUUCUGGGCACCAACAACAAUGAGGCCAGCGAUGAGCUCCUGCUGCCAGGAGGCACUGUGGCCCGUAGCCUGGAGGAGCUGGCCCUCGCCUGGCAGGUGGACGGGGACUGCAGGGCCAUGAAGACUCAGCGGGAGUGCCCAGGACUAAGUCCCACUUGCCAAGCCUUCUUCCAGGAUUCCCACUCUGCCUUGAGGAACUGCUUCAGGGUGGUGGAUCCUACACCAUUUCUCAGACUGUGCACCCAGGACACCUGUGGUUCCCAGGAGCUCCGACCUGCCUGCAGCCUGGCGGCCACCUACAUCCACCUGUGUGCCCGGGCCUCUGUGCCCCUCGACCCUCUCCCCCAGUGUGUUUGAGGUUUAACAUAAGCUGGCUGCCAGGGAUCUCAAACUCCUUCGCCUCUUCCACAGUUCCAGCUCCUUGGCAAGGUCAAGGAGUAACCAGCAGGAAAUGGCAGGAAACCGAGAAAGCUCCACUGCUCCGACACAGGGAAGGAGAGCCUGUGCCAUUACUCUCAAAAUGCCUCUGGGGACGUGAGCACCCCACUGCUUCAGCUCAUCCCCUACCUGCCUGUCACACCCUGGGAGACCGCCUGGCCGGCCGGGACACCCCUGAAAAGGAACUCCACCGCACCCACUGUUCUGGCCCAAGAUACUGACUCACUUGCUCAACAGCCACUUUGGGACCCUGCUCCCAACCUGCACGAGCUUCGGGCUGGCUGCAUUGAGGGCGGACACAGAGCAGGGUCUCCCCAGCUGCUUGGCACUGGCCUCCCCUGCCUGCUCCAAGAGUCUCAUGAGGCCUGAGGUUCCUUGAGGGGACCUGGUGGUCCCAAACCCCUCAGGGAGAAGCCUGCAGGAGUUUCCCUCUUUGGGGAGGACACGUAGAAACUGGAAGUUCCAGGAGCGCCUGAGCGAGCCUCCGUUUCAGUGGAGGCACGUGGGGAUGGCACUCAAAGUUUUCCACUUUCUUUUAGGGGCAGGUUUUUCCCUGGAAUUGACAACUGAAAAA
This is a messenger RNA of Tupaia belangeri chinensis (Chinese tree shrew), 2077 nucleotides long. RefSeq names its product apolipophorins. The coding region runs from base 1 to 1422 and encodes 473 amino acids. The transcript has 8 exons. NCBI's taxonomy places the organism in Eukaryota, Metazoa, Chordata, Mammalia, Scandentia, Tupaiidae. The record is from RefSeq and is a predicted model, not a curated record.